Molecule: messenger RNA, 2072 nt
Organism: Saccostrea echinata
Lineage: Eukaryota; Metazoa; Mollusca; Bivalvia; Ostreida; Ostreidae
Product: BAG family molecular chaperone regulator 1-like
Exons: 7
Coding region: 63-671 (202 amino acids)
Biological process (GO): protein stabilization
Cellular component (GO): cytoplasm; cytosol; nucleus
Molecular function (GO): protein-folding chaperone binding; adenyl-nucleotide exchange factor activity
Source: RefSeq, a predicted model, not a curated record
GACAACAAAUCGAACACACAACAAUAUCUACAGAAAAGGAUCGCUUUAAAAGUUGCUGAUUGAUGGCAUUCGCGAAACCAGCAGCCAAGAGUAUGAAACUCCAUGUUAAACACGGUACCAAAGUUUAUGACAUUAAGUUACAAGCUGACCAAGGGAAUGUACUGACAGUCAAAGACCUGGUGAAAAAAAUCUAUGAAGUUACAGAAAUUCCACCAGCCAAUCAAAAGAUUCUAUAUAAAGGCAAAACUUUAAACAAAGACCCAGAGGCAUAUCUGAGCUCUGUCGGAUUAAGUGACAAUGCAAAAGUCAUGCUUCUUGGAAAACGGCCUGAUCCUAUGGAUGACAAGGAGAUGGGGAGAUUACAUAACAUAGAGCAGUCUCUAAAGAAAGAGGAAGAAAAAUUAAGUGAGGUCACAUAUGAGCUGGACGGAAUACACAGGGGAUUUAUGGAUGAAUCUCUAAAGGCCCCAGCUUUACAACAAAGUAAGAAGAGAGUUGCCCAUGUGAUAGAACAAUACAUGAAAAUGCUGGAGGCACUAGACAGCUUAAAUCUAGAUGAACACAAUACUGGAGGGAGGGCAAAACGUAAGAGUCUUGUGGACAGAAUUCAGACCCUCCUUGACAGAUGUGAUGGUCUAACAAAGGGAAUAGAAGAUAUGCUGACAAGAUGAAAUCAACAUACAGUAAUCAAUUUCAUAGGCAUUAUCAUCACUAGCUAGGUAAAUGUUUCAUGUAAGGCAUAUGCUUUUUCUAUUCAUGAAAAAGUUUCACAAAAUUUUUCCUCCAUCUUCAUACCAGUAUUGUAACACUUUGCUCUUUCAAAUAAAAUUAUUAUGAAGAGCAAUUACAGACACUGUAUAUACCAUAAAAAAAAAUGAAAUGUCCAAUUUGCAAGUGAAAAUUCAUGUAAAUUAUGAAUUUCAACCAUUUAUAAUUCACUGAUAAUUUGAAAUCUGUCUUUUAUGUUGCAGUAAUGGUGAUAAAGACAGAUGAUGAUGACCCAAGAGUGUUAGAUUUUAGUGCUUUUUUUAAAGAAGUAGUAAAAAGACCGAAAAAUUAAUUUUUAACUCAGGAAUAAGGUUUAAAUUUGGACCACUGCCCAGGUGUCUUGACCGUGAUGUUCAUUGAACAUAAAUUAUAGCUUGAUACAGAGACAGUGAUUUCUAUUUUAAGUCAUCUGUUUGAAAAAUUGGUAUGUAAUUAAGUAAGUAUGUAUUAUUUUUAGUUGUCAAAAUAGGAGUACAAAAUGUUCUUUGUCUAACUUUAAAGUGGCAUUUGUUAUGCUGUAUUGAGUCAUCAGCAACUAAAAAAAUCAGGUAGCCUUUUGUGUGAAUUGCAUCUAGGUAGGAAUGGACACUCUGCCAAGAGAGGCAACUCUCUAUUUACAAAAAAAAAAAAAAAAUUGUCAUCUUCAACGAUGUUUUAUCUCAAAUUUUGUCUUUGUAUGGUAUACUAAAUUUGCUUGAAUUUCUUUUUUUUUUUAUUUGAUCUCUGUUUCUUUCAAAUUAUUGAAAUAAUUACAGAAAAAAUAUAUUUGGCAAACAGAUGGUCACUUUACUUCUAUUAUAAGGGAAACAAUUUACCAUAGGGAAAUCUUGGUUCAUACAAAUUUUUAUUUUGAAAAUACCCGGGUAACAGAGUUUUUCAAGUAGCAAAGGCUUGAACAUGGUCAAGCAAGACUUGUGCCAAAGAAAAGACAAGUAGAACAACACCAUAUUAACUCUGAAAGGUGUGAUGGAGUAUGACGAUGAACGCUUCCUAGUUCAUGUAUCAUAAAAAUAAUUGCAUCACCAAGUGCUUUUAUCCUUUCUGCAUAAUGUGCAUAGUCAUUUUCAACAUUAAUAUCCUUGUCAUCAAAUUCAUAAGGAAAUCCCAAUCAAUUCCUCUCAUAGUUUUAAUUAAACAAAACAGUCUUCAAUAAUUUUGAGUGAAGUGAUGUUUGAUGUGACAUUUAAAAGCUAUCAUUCUCAAGAGUAGAUUACAAGAAUAAGAAACUUGUAAAUCAAAUUGAUUUGUUGUUAUAUUUUAUUGUUUUUAUUAAACGUGAUUAAUAAAGUAAAUGCAAGUGUGAA